CAGCUCUUCGGUUUGGGCUCAGUGGCCCAGGUGGUUCUGGGUAAGAAGGAAUACGGACAAUACCUCAGCAUUAACCUGUCCUUUGGAAUUGGUGUCACGAUGGGUAUCCAUGUGGCUGGGGGGGUCACUGGAGCUCACAUGAACUGUGCCGUGUCAUUGACAAACUGCGUCCUAGGGAAACUUCCGUGGAAGAAACUUCCCCUUUACAUGUUGUCCCAGAUCACUGGAUCCUUCCUGGCCGCCGCGGUGGUGUUCUGCCUAUACUAUGAGGCCCUACACAACUACUGCGGGGGGAACUUCACCGUAACCGGGGAUUUGGAAACUGCCAGUAUAUUUGCCACCUACCCACAACCAUACCUGACCAUAGGGGGUGGAUUCCUGGACCAGGUGGUGGGAACAGCCGCACUUUUGUUAUGUAUCUUGGCCAUAAAUGAUAAGAAGAACAGCCCGGCCCUUGGAGGUACGCAGGCCGUGGUAAUCGGGCUCCUGGUCACUGUUAUUGGAAUGUCUAUGGGCAUGAAUUCCGGAUACGCCAUCAACCCCGCCAGAGACAUUGGGCCUCGCCUCUUCACCGCCGGUGCAGGGUGGGGGCUGGAAGUCUUCAGGGCUGGAAACUACUGGUGCUGGAUACCGAUUGUGGCCCCUUUCGUGGGUGGUCUGACCGGAGCCUUCCUGUACAAGCUGCUAGUGGGACUUCACCUUCAGACGGACCAGGAAGAGAAAAAGUUACAAGAUAUGGAAAAGGGAAACACAGAGAUGGUGAACUGUGAAUACAUGUAA
Molecule: messenger RNA, 780 nt
Organism: Staurois parvus
Lineage: Eukaryota; Metazoa; Chordata; Amphibia; Anura; Ranidae
Source: the annotation of a GenBank genome assembly